AUGGAGGUUGGCAAAGUUGUACAAGAAGAAAUGGUAUUUCGAGGGGUAGAAUUUGCUGUUAAAGUGGUACUGGAGGAGGGACUGCUCAUUGUGGAAAUUUCUGAUGUCGCGACAGCUGACCAGUGGAGAGGAGAAUUUGAUCCUGCUUAUAUUGAGGACCUCACACGGAAAACAGGAAAUUUUAAACAGUUCCCUAUUUUUUGCAGCAUGCUGGAGUCUGCUGUCAGUAAGUCCAGUGAGUCAGUCACUCUUGACCUAUUGACCUACUCUGACCUGGAGCUGCUGAGAAACAGGAAAGCAGGUGUGGUAGGCCGUCCCCGCGCCCAGCAGCAGUGUCCGGCCCUUAGCGCUAAACGUUACCUGAUCCUCAUCUACACUGUAGAGUUUGACAGGAUACACUACCCCCUUCCACUACCAUAUCUGGGCAAACCUGAUCCAGCAGCCCUUCAGAAAGAGAUCCGAUCUUUGAGGGUUGAACUGGAUGCUCUGAGAUCUAGGGGAGACCAAAGAACCUCAGAUCAAGAGACACAAAGACUUCGGGCAGAACUGGCUCUGGUGACAGAGGAGAAGGAGGCGCUGGCUAGAGCUCUGGGGCGGUUGGAAGUCCUGGGGCCCAGUUCUGCCCCGGCAGGGGCCUGUGGGCUCAGGGAAGCAGUGCGAAAUCUGGAGGAGCAGCUACUGCGGGAGAGAGCCAAAAGCCAGCGCUCAGCCAGCAAACGAGGACAGGAAAUGUGCCUCCUGAUGGAACAGUUAGCAGAAGUCAGGGCAUCGGAGCGAGCUCUUCGAAUACGAGUCAUGAGUUUGACCAAUGAGUUAGCCCUGUUGAAACGAGGCAGGAUGACGCCUGUCCCCUCUGGACACAGUAGUUCCCGCAAUGACGGACAGCUGCAGCGGUCUGGGUCCAGGGAUCGCAGUCUGGGCCGAGUUGGGCUGAGGAGACACUCAGGGUCCAGAGAGAGGAUGGACAACAGUGCAGGGUCAACGGACAGGGGUCGGAGGGCAGGCUCCUCAGGGUCACACAAUUAUAUACGAAGGCCUUCUCCGUCUCCAACAGGGUCACGUGCACCUCGGUUUGACCCCACUGCCUACAUCCACGACCGUCAACAGCGCCAAAGAGAAGCAGAGCUUAGGAACCAAAGAAAAAUCAGACGGGACAUGCUGCCGUUGCCCAGUCAGAUGGAGAGGGGGCGUUCCCGGUCCAGAGAGCCGUGUUCACAGUUAAUCAAGGGAGGAAGUGCCGGCCGGGGGCGAAGUGUAUCUUUGGAGAGUCGGAGUCGACAGUCUUCUGAAAACUCAUGGGCUGAUUUUGAAGAGCUUGCUAAGCCCCUGCCUAACAGAGGAAGAAAGCUUACCUAUAAUGGCCCAGUCAUGACCAGGGGAAGACACCUGAGUAAAAAGCCAAUGUGCAGCACUCCUACUCAACGGCUAAAAGCAGCAGACAGAGAAAGCUCCAUAGGCACAGGGGCUGACCUGUCAGAGAUUGACGCUCGGCUCCAGGCUCUACAGGACUACAUGCGGGAACUAGACACGGGACACUGA
Molecule: messenger RNA, 1539 nt
Organism: Chanos chanos (milkfish)
Lineage: Eukaryota; Metazoa; Chordata; Actinopteri; Gonorynchiformes; Chanidae
Gene: ccdc61
Product: coiled-coil domain containing 61
Exons: 12
Coding region: 1-1539 (512 amino acids)
Cellular component (GO): ciliary basal body
Source: RefSeq, a predicted model, not a curated record